UUCAAUAAAAAGCUUGGACGAGCAGCGCUACCUGUCCUCUUCUCUCGACCAUCAGAGCUGCAGCAACGCUCCGACAACACAACAGCCAUGAAUAAGGAAGAAGGCGCGGAGUUAAAAACCAUCCUAAAGCGCAACAAACGCGUGAACCUGCUGCUGAACGAUGAGAGCGGCACCACCACCCAGAGCAGCUCCAUCGGGGCAGUUCGCUGGAAGUUACCCGAGGAGACCGUCCAGCCCCACAGCUCGGCCCCCACCGUUCACGCUAACCACAACAAGAGCUCGCAGCAACACGUUCGCCAGGGCAACCUGAAGGACCUGCGCAGCCUGCAGGAGUGUGUCCAGUUUAUUAAUCACUGGAAGGAGCAAGUGGACCAAGUGUGCAAGCAUGGUGGCACCGAUCCAGGGGAGGGAACCAGCAAGGCGGAGGCCCAGAGCUCCGACCGGCGCACCGAGCGCAGCCUGGAGGAGAGCAGAAAGCUGAUCCUGGAGUGGACUGACGAGCUCCGCCACGUCGACAAGCUUCUAAAGGAGACCCCGCGGAAAUCUGUCAAUCCAAAGAAAGGAGCUAAAGAGGAGCCCAAAGAGGAGGGACAACUCCAGAUCACAGAGUGGGCAAAGGAGCUGCAGAAAGCGACUGAGAGCUGCGGCGUGCCGAGCGAGGAGCUGGGCAAGGUGCUGCGUCUGCUGGGCAUCAAGAAGAAACGACUUUACAAGCUGCUGCCUCUGCUGGAGUUCAUCACCUGGUCUCUGCUCAAGGAAGACAACACGGCUACGGUGUCCCAGAUCUGGUUGCUGGCGAAGCAAAGGACCUGGAAAGCAGGAAUACCCAGAUACAUCCCAAACUCAGUCUGGGACUGGAUCUGCAGCGCAGCAGCCAACGUGAUUCUCGACCCCAUGACCAACCACCCCUGGCUGCAGCUUUCAGACGACCAGCGCAGGGUGCAGGAGGGCAUCUCGGAGUCGGACACCCCGGAGAGCUCCCAGCGCUUCGACAGGCUGCCUUGCGUGCUGGGCUGGGAGGGCUACAGCAGCGGCCGCCACUACUGGGAGGUGGACAUCGCCAACAACGGCUACUGGCGGGUCGGCCUGACCACCGCCAACUCCGAGCGGAAGGGCAACUUCCCCAUGACUCCCAGGAAGGGCUACUGGGUCCUGUGGAGAAGCACCCACCACUUCUACGCCUGCAGCAACCCGGAGACGCAGCUGCCCGCCGCCCUCAUCCCGCGGCGCCUCGGGGUGUACUUGGACUACGAGGAAGGCCAGAUCUCCUUCUACAACGCCGAGACCAAGUCCCACAUCUACACCUUCACGGGGAGGUUCGGGGGCAAGCUGUACCCUCUGUUCGCACCCAUGGACGGCCGCACGCUCAUGACUAUCAUCAAGCCGCAUAAAAUCUCCGGAGGCACCGGCGAACCUAAGAAGAAGGAGUUUGUGAAGAGUCCCAAGAUGUUUAGAAAGGUGGUGUUGGAAGACACCAACCAGCUUUAAAAAAAAAAAAAAAAACCCAAGCAAACCCAGUCAGAAGUACUGAUUUGUCAAACGUUUCUUACGUCCAACUUCACUCAAAUGCAGCACAAGAUCACAGGAGAGAUUCAGAUCCAUCUAUGCGGUUAACACAAGUACCUUCAGUACCUCCUGGCAAAUGUUUGGUCUGUUUAACGUAGAAAUGCAUAAAUACCAUUAAAAAAACCAAAACAGUUUAUGCUCAAAACGUUUUAUGAUCUGCCGAGAUAGUUUAUAAAACCUAAUAAAGGUAAAAAAUAAAAAUAAAAAAAAUCCACAAAGAACCAGACGCUUUGUGUUUCUUUGGUCUGUAGUGAAAAAAAUUCAAAUCCAGAUGGGCUGCCAACCAUCUCGUUUAUUUAAAUAGAUACGUUUUUUUUUUUUCCAAGAGUCGCAUGAUAGAAUAGAAAUAUCCUACAUUCUCACAACGAGGAAAUGUAGGAAAAUAUAGUAAACCUUCUUGGCUACUGAUGAGCCGUGGCACAUUCAGGGGGAAAAUGUAGAAAUAAAACAAACUUUUAACUUUUAAGUCCGUUGUUUAGACUCUAGCAAAAGCACAAGGCGUCUUAAUUUGGGGUUUCCGAGCUUAAACCUGAUCGACAUUUCUCUGAACAAAGCAGUAAAGAUGAUCUGACCUCAAAUGAAAUCUGCAGGAGCAGCAGAAGAAGAAGAUUUCUUUAAGAAGCGGUCUGAUUAUUUAAUUUCUAUAAAUGCUACCUCAAUGUUACUCUCAACUUCUCUGUCAAAGUAAUAUCAAAGGCUGAAUUGUAUUAAAGUGCUAAUGACAAUGUUUGGAAAGAUUAUGCUUGUAUGCAAUCACUGUGUAUGAAUGCAUUAGUCUUUAGAACAAUGUUAUAAACUGAGACUUUUUAUAAAAUGCAUGACAGAAAAAAUG
Molecule: messenger RNA, 2398 nt
Organism: Poecilia reticulata (guppy)
Lineage: Eukaryota; Metazoa; Chordata; Actinopteri; Cyprinodontiformes; Poeciliidae
Molecular function (GO): protein binding
Source: RefSeq, a predicted model, not a curated record